GGGACUGACCCCGGGCUUCCUUUCGCUCUCUCCCCAAACGGAAUUGAUGUGGACCUCUAUCUCUGGUCUGCUGGAGGCCGCUCGGGCUGUUCGCUCGUCAGGCCCCCGGGGUGGUGAGCGAGGGAGCAAGUCGUUUGAAUCUCCCUACCGAGGGCGUGAGGAGGGAAAGAACUUGAAUCGGUCCUGUCCCGACCGAAGCCAUUGUCUUUUUCUCGAUACAUUUAGUGGGAAGGACUAGUGUAGCUCUGCCCUGAACGUGCAACUGACCCAUUUUCCUCGUCGUAAUUUCUCCCUUUUAAGGGAGGAAUGCUUCGUGAGAGCUAAUGGUUCUCUCCGUUGAUCGAAUACAGCCUCAGACCUACCCCCACCCCCGGUCUCCGGUAAAAUAAACAAUUUAAAAAUUACUUAUUUGGGCAAGUAUUUUUUAAAAGUUUCAGUCCAUCAAAUACGUGUCCUUAACCCCAGUUUGGAGUACUUGAUUUAAUUCAGUCAAGAAGCCCGAGGGGUUCUUCCUGUGGAUCUGUGUUUGUCCGAAAAGAACCUGAAUUUGUUAAAUAUCCACAAUGCUCAAUGAAUGAAAUGCAUCUUGUGCCAUUUGUAUGUGCAGGACUACUUGCCAUCUCUACAGGACUCUGGAAUUGAAGCUACUGGGAAAAUCAGGACUCAGCCUGAGGUACCAAAGGGAGGGUUGUCUGCUGGGGAGACAGAGACCUGAGUAUCAGAAUGCCAGUCUGGACUAGAGUGACUUUGCCCCAGGACCCCUAGCUCCAUAUGAAGAUGGAGGAAGAAUCCAUCCUGUGAGGAGAUCUCUGAUCUUUGGACUGAGCCUAGAGACUGACAGGAAAGUCCUCCUUCUGUUGAACAGUUUACUGCCUGGGAAGAUAAGGAGUAGUCACAACUAAAUGUGAAUGUUACAGCAUUCUGAAAAUAUUUGGGAGGGGGUAACUGAAAGAUCUGACACAAAUUCUUAAGGAAAAAAAUUAAAAUUACAAAGAGGAAGGAGGGCUGGGAACUUUUGGUCUAGAGGCUGAGAGGUUUCUCUCUCUCCCAAAAAGGGAGUGUUAAAGAGGAAGGAAUGUCCUCUGUGUUCCUGACAGCUGGUCCCCAGGAAUCAGUGACAUUCAAGGAUGUGUCUGUGGACUUUACCUGGGAGGAAUGGGAGGAACUAGAUAUUGCUCAAAGAGACCUCUAUCGGGAUGUGAUGUUGGAAAACUACAGGAAUAUAAUCUCACUAGGGACUCAGGUUUCUAAACCAGAGGUGAUCUUCUUGUUGGAACAAGGAAAAGAGCCCUGGAUGGUGAAGAGAGAAAUCCCUACAGUCAUCUGUCCAGGAGAGAGAUAUCACAAAUGUGAUACAUGUGAGAAGAAUUUCAAACAUAUUUCACGUCUAGUUAAACAUCAGAGAAUUUGUACAGAGAAGAAAUACUCUGAACUUAAUGACUGUGAAAAAUCAUUUUUACAGCAGACUCACCAUGCUCAAAAUCAGAACAUUUGUACUGGAGAAAAACCUCAUAAAUGUAAUGAAUGUGGGAAAGCUUUUAAUAGAACUGCACACCUUAAAUUACAUCAGAGAAUUCAUACUGGAGAGAAACCCUAUCAGUGUAAUGAAUGUGGGAAGACCUUCAACCAGAAUGCACACCUUACUCAGCAUCGGAAAGUUCAUAUUAGAGGUGAUCCCUAUACAUGUAGUGAGUGUAAGAAAACUUUCCGUCACCCUUCAUCCCUUGUUCAACAUCAGAGAAUUCAUACAGGAGAGAGACCUUACAAAUGUUAUGAAUGUGGACUAACCUUCAGGCUAUAUGUAUAUCUUACUCUACACCAGAGAAUACAUACUGGAGAAAAACCCUAUAAAUGUAACGAAUGUGGGAGAACAUUCAGAUUGCGUUCAAUCCUCAAUCAGCAUCAGAAAAUUCAUACUGGAGAAAAACCCCAUAAAUGUAACGACUGUGGAAAAGCCUUCAGUCGAAUUUCAUUCCUCACUGGACAUCAGAGAAUUCAUACUGGAGAAAAUCCCUAUGUCUGUAAAGAAUGUGGGAAGGCCUUCAAACAGAGAUCAUCCCUUAACCAACAUCGGAGAAUCCAUACUGGAGAGAGACCCUAUAAAUGUAAUGUCUGUGGAAGAGCUUUCACUGGCCGGACACAAUUUAAGCAGCAUUACAGAAGGCAUACUGGAGAAAGACCCUAUAAAUGUAAUGAAUGUGGGAAAGCCUUCAGUGGGACACCAUUCCUCAAAAGACAUCAGAAACUUCAUACUGGAGAGAGACCUUAUAAAUGUGAUAAAUGUGAAAAGACUUAUAGGCUGGAAGAAAAUCUUGUGCAACAUCAGAGAAUCCAUUCUAAAGUGAAACCUUACAAAUGUAUUGAGUGUGGAAAAGCCUUUGCCUAUAGAACAUGCCUUACUCGACAUGAAAGAAUACAUAAUAGAGAGAAACCGUACGAAUCUGGGAAAACUUCCAAUGAAAUUUCAUACAUUACCCAACAUCAGAGAAGUACUAGAAAGAAAUCCUAUGAAUGUACUAAUUGUGGGAAAACAUUCAGUUACAGUGCAGCCUACAUUAGACAUCAGAAGCUUCACACUGGAGAAUAGUCAUGUGAACAAAAGGAAAACUGCUUUUAGCUCCUGUGAUUUCAUCUGGAGUUGAAAAACAGAAGUCCCUCUCUACCUUACAUGUUUUGGCUACUACUCAGAAGCUGCCAAGUUGAGAACAUCUGAUUGGAAAGUGUGUUGUUCUACAGAGGAAAAUGAUCAACACUUACUUGAGGCAUUAUAAGGAAAACUUUAUUAAAACAAUUAAAUUUCAUUCCUUAAAGAAAACUUAAUAGGAACCUUUUGAAGCAAUGGAAAUGAACAAAUAUAAUUGUCACACUUAAGUCAUAUUAACUGAAAAACUGUGAUAUAAACAAAGAUAUAAGCCAAAUCUUUUGUUCGCAUAUGCAUAAUUAUAAUUGGAAGCUACAUUCCUGACAGAACUGAUGCUGAACUUUUCGUAGAAGUAACAGGUUUUAUUUAAUGGUAGAUCUUUACAAACCCAAGCUAAACUGUAUAUAAAUCAUGAUAUAACUCACUAACAAAUUAUAAAGAAAAUUAUGAAUUUGGAAAGUGAAUAUUGGAUCAAAUUAUCUCUCUUUUGAGGUGAAAGGAAAAACUUGAAUUUUAUGUGAUAGUUCUUUUAUAAUCUCUUUUGUUUGAGGUAGGGACUUUUUUUGUCAAAGUUAUUACAUAAGAGUUGAGUGGAUCACCAAAGUCUACUAGCAAUUAGAAGGCAUGCUUUGUUGGCUGAGAAUGAAUUUCAAAUUGUAAGCCAAUGAAUGAAGCUUGAGUCACUUUGUUCAUAUUGGUGAAACUCAAAUUGUAGCUUUCUUGAAUGAUAGACUUGAUUCUCUUCUGUAAACAAUGAAGGAAGCAGUUUCUUAGGGAGGAAAUAUCCAGGCCUAAAGAGAUCAUGAGCUAAGCUAGGCAUAGGAACCGUUAUUUAAAGUUUAGAUAGUAUCUAGUAUGACUAAGUAGUUCUCUUUAAUAAAUAACAUUAUUCUUGCAUAUUCUUUCCAAACAUGUAUAUCCGUGUCUCGGCAAACACAAAACACUGAAAAGAUGGUGGUGUGAAAGGCUGAGAUAUAUGCCAUCUUUUCAAUAUACUCAGGAAUUUAGCUUGGUUAAUUUUAGUAGUGGAAAUAGAUAUUGCAGAACAAGAUAGAUUUCAUUCCUUCUGGAUGAUAUUAACAGCAAAAAGAAAGUUUUAAAUGGCAGGAUAAAUUUGAAUUUAAGUUUUAACAAGGAGCAGUCACAGCAACAGUGUAGUUAAACAUGCAGCAGUCAUCACUAAGAGAUUGGCUGCUUGGUGGUGCAUUAUCUGGCCAUGGCAACCCAUGAAACAAAAAAGCAAAAUGGCCCCAGGUCCUGUUUGACAUUCUUGCGUUUCCAUAGUGAUGGUGGAAGAAUAUGGAAAAGGUGGAAAGAAGGUACUAAAAAUCACAAAUUUUAAACCAUCAAUAAAAUUUAGCUUGGCCUUUGGCACUCCAAAUGUGAGGUUCUUUUGUAAUGACUAAUGAGUGGACAUACUACUGAAGGAACUGAAUUCUAUUGUUGACAUUCUCAAUACAAAGUUUCAGUGAAAUAAAAGGAUGAUUUUC
Molecule: messenger RNA, 4131 nt
Organism: Trichosurus vulpecula (common brushtail)
Lineage: Eukaryota; Metazoa; Chordata; Mammalia; Diprotodontia; Phalangeridae
Product: zinc finger protein 501-like
Exons: 5
Coding region: 1076-2587 (503 amino acids)
Biological process (GO): negative regulation of transcription by RNA polymerase II
Molecular function (GO): DNA-binding transcription repressor activity, RNA polymerase II-specific
Source: RefSeq, a predicted model, not a curated record